This is a messenger RNA of Metopolophium dirhodum (rose-grain aphid), 5777 nucleotides long. RefSeq names its product mucin-2-like. The coding region runs from base 221 to 5560 and encodes 1779 amino acids. The record is from RefSeq and is a predicted model, not a curated record. Lineage: Eukaryota; Metazoa; Arthropoda; Insecta; Hemiptera; Aphididae. The transcript is spliced from 11 exons.
CUUUCUCCACGACUGGGAUCGUCUCCUUUAUUCUCGCGAUCGUCCGAGAAAUGUACUGCGCGCGUAGUAUCGCGAUUCUGUUCCGGUGAUGUGAUUGAGGUUUUUUUUUUCUAAACGUUUUACAGUUUAAAAUUCAAAAAAACAACAGCCGAAAAUCGGAUUUUCGCAUUUCGAGUGUCCGGAUACAUAGUAACACAAGUGACAUCCAGAGACGCCCAAAAUGUUGUGGCAGUUUUUGCCCGUGUGCUUUCUGGCAGCCCUCAUUAAGGCUGACGGAUCGCUGCUGGACGGUGGCGUGAACCCCAUCCAUGAUGAAUCCAGCGCGGACUCUGGCCAAGACGAAUCCGGCGUGAUAAUUAUGAACUCCGCCAUGGCCGACCGGUUCGUGCGCCAGAGCGAUUACGGGCACGAAAACGGUGUCGAACACAGGGUGCAGCUCAAGGGCAUCCGCGUGGACUGCGGUGGCGCUUCGACAAACGGCGUCAUAGCCGUGGAAAUCGAAUUUCUGGAACCGUUUUACGGCGUGAUCUACAGCAAAGGUCGACAUGAUGACCCCAAAUGCAGAUUUGUGCAGAGCAAUUCAGGAAAGAAUUCAUAUCAGUUCCAGAUACCAAUAGAAGAUUGUCGUCCCCCUGUAGAUGAUGGUUGUUCAACUAGUGAAGACGGUGGAAGUUGUGAUUUAGGCUCCAUUGAAAAUACGAUUAUCAUCCAGACAGAUAGUACAAUUCAGGAAGAAUGGGAUUUAGCACGGAAAGUGUCGUGUCCUUCAGAGACAAAACCAGGUACAGGUAAACGAGUGCGCUUCAAGCCUAUUGUAGUUGAUAUGUUAGAAGUGGUUUCUGUUCCUUCCGGGAAUGAAGGCACACUACAAUGCUGGAUGGAUAUACAAAGAGGACAAUACCCAAAUACAUCACCAGUUGACAAGAUAAUAAAAAUUGGUGAAUCACUAUCAUUAAUUGUAUAUGUAAAAAGUACUGAUGAAGCAUACGAUGUAAGAGUAAGAGAAUGUUGGGCAUAUGAUAAUGAUAAUUAUGAAUCUUCAACUACUACAAGUAUACAGUUGACCGAUUCAUCAGGAUGUCCAAAGAGAAAAAAAUUAAUAUCACAAUGGAGAAAAACUCAAACUGUUGACCAAAGUGGUAUCACAACAAUUGGAUACACAAAUGUCACAGCAUUCAAAUUCCCAGACAAACACCAAGUGUACCUCACUUGUAAUGUUGAAUUAUGCUUGGGAAAUUGCCCCGAAGAAAGAUGUCAACCACCUUUACCAAACUAUCCGACAUCUCUAGUUAUUCCACAAACAACUCCAGCACCAGUUUGCUACCCAGGGUCAACUGAUCCAAGAUGUUCAAAACCAUCACCUCCUCCAACUUACUACCCUUCACCUUCAACACCAGCCCCACCAGUGUGCUAUCCGGGUUCCAACGACUCAAGAUGUCCAAAACCCUCAACUCCUCCAACUUACUACCCUUCACCAUCAACACCAGCACCACCAGUAUGCUAUCCAGGUUCUAGCGACUCAAGAUGUCCAAAACCCUCACCUCCUCCUACUUACUACCCUUCACCGUCUACACCAGCACCACCAAUAUGCUAUCCAGGUUCAAACGACUCAAGAUGUCCAAAACCAACUUUGCCACCAACCACUCCAGCACCAGUUUGCUACCCAGGAUCAACUGAUCCAAGAUGUCCAAAACCAUCACCUCCUCCAACUUACUACCCUUCACCUUCAACACCAGCGCCGCCAGUAUGCUAUCCGGGUUCCAACGACUCAAGAUGUCCAAAACCAACAUUGCCACCAACCACUCCGGCACCAGUAUGUUACCCAGGGUCAACUGAUCCAAGAUGUCCAAAACCAUCACCUCCUCCAACUUACUACCCUUCACCUUCAACACCAGCACCACCAGUUUGCUACCCUGGGUCAACUGAUCCAAGAUGUCCAAAACCAUCACCACCACCAGCUUACUACCCUUCACCUUCAACACCAGCCCCACCAGUAUGCUAUCCGGGUUCCAAUGACUCAAGAUGUCCAAAACCAACAUUGCCACCAACCACUCCAGCACCAGUAUGUUACCCAGGGUCAACUGAUCCAAGAUGUCCAAAACCAUCACCUCCUCCAACUUACUACCCUUCACCAUCUACACCAGCACCACCAGUUUGCUACCCAGAGUCAACUGAUCCAAGAUGUCCAAAACCAUCACCACCACCAGCUUACUACCCUUCACCUUCAACACCAGCGCCACCAGUAUGCUAUCCGGGUUCCAAUGACUUAAGAUGUCCAAAACCAACAUUGCCACCAACCACUCCAGCACCAGUGUGUUACCCAGGGUCAACUGAUCUAAGAUGUCCAAAACCAUCACCUCCUCCAACUUACUACCCUUCACCAUCUACACCGGCACCACCGGUAUGCUAUCCAGGUUCCAAUGACUCUAGAUGUCCAAAACCAACUUUGCCACCAACCACUCCAGCACCAGUUUGCUAUCCGGGUUCUAAUGACCCAAGAUGUCCAAAACCAUCACCUCCUCCUACUUACUACCCUUCACCAUCUACACCGGCAGCACCAGUAUGCUAUCCAGGAUCAACUGAUCCAAGAUGUCCAAAACCAUCACCUCCUCCAACUUACUACCCUUCACCUUCAACACCAGCGCCACCAGUAUGCUAUCCGGGUUCCAAUGACCCAAGAUGUCCUAAACCAUCACCUCCACCAACUUACUAUCCUUCACCUUCAACACCAGCCCCCCCAGUAUGCUAUCCGGGUUCCAACGACUCAAGAUGUCCAAAACCAACAUUGCCACCAACCACUCCAGCACCAGUAUGCUACCCAGGGUCAACUGAUCCAAGAUGUCCGAAACCCUCACCACCUCCUACUUACUACCCUUCACCAUCUACACCAGCACCACCAGUAUGCUAUCCAGGAUCAACUGACCCAAGAUGUCCAAAACCAACAUUGCCACCAACUACUCCUGCACCAGUAUGCUACCCAGGGUCAACUGAUCCAAGAUGUCCAAAACCAUCACCUCCUCCAACUUACUACCCUUCACCUUCAACACCAGCGCCGCCAGUAUGCUAUCCGGGUUCCAACGACUCAAGAUGUCCAAAACCAACAUUACCACUAACCACUCCAGCACCAGUAUGCUACCCAGGGUCAACUGAUCCAAGAUGUCCAAAACCAUCACCUCCUCCAUCUAACUACCUUCCACCUUCAACACCAGCACCACCAGUAUGCUAUCCAGGUUCCAAUGACCCAAGAUGUCCAAAACCCUCACCUCCUCCAACCUACUACCCUUCACCAUCUACACCAGCACCACCAGUAUGCUAUCCAGGUUCGAGCGACUCAAGAUGUCCAAAACCAACUUUGCCACCAACCACUCCAGCACCAGUUUGCUACCCAGGAUCAACUGAUCCAAGAUGUCCAAAACCAUCACCUCCUCCAACUUACUACCCUUCACCUUCAACUCCAGCGCCGCCAGUAUGCUAUCCGGGUUCCAAUGACUCAAGAUGUCCAAAACCAACAUUACCACCAACCACUCCAGCACCAGUAUGCUACCCAGGGUCAACUGAUCCAAGAUGUCCAAAACCAUCACCUCCUCCAACUUACUACCCUUCACCUUCAACACCAGCGCCGCCAGUAUGCUAUCCGGGUUCCAACGACCCAAGAUGUCCAAAACCAACAUUGCCACCAACCACUCCAGCACCAGUAUGCUACCCAGGGUCAAGUGAUCCAAGAUGUCCAAAACCAUCACCUCCUCCAACUUACUACCCUUCAUCUUCAACACCAGCGCCACCAGUAUGCUAUCCGGGUUCCAACGACUCAAGAUGUCCAAAACCAACAUUACCACCAACCACUCCAGCACCAGUAUGCUACCCAGGGUCAAGUGAUCCAAGAUGUCCAAAACCAUCACCUCCUCCAACUUACUACCCUUCAUCUUCAACACCACCGCCACCAGUAUGCUAUCCGGGUUCCAACGACUCAAGAUGUCCAAAACCAACUUUGCCACCAACCACUCCAGCACCAGUUUGCUACCCAGGGUCAACUGAUCCAAGAUGUCCAAAACCAUCACCUCCUCCAACUUACUACCCUUUACCUUCAACACCAGCGCCGCCAGUAUGCUAUCCGGGUUCCAACGACUCAAGAUGUCCAAAACCAACAUUACCACCAACCACUCCAGCACCAGUAUGCUACCCAGGGUCAACUGAUCCAAGAUGUCCAAAACCAUCACCUCCUCCAUCUAACUACCUUCCACCUUCAACACCAGCACCACCAGUAUGCUAUCCAGGUUCCAAUGACCCAAGAUGUCCAAAACCCUCACCUCCUCCAACCUACUACCCUUCACCAUCUACACCAGCACCACCAGUAUGCUAUCCAGGUUCGAGUGACUCAAGAUGUCCAAAACCAACUUUGCCACCAACCACUCCAGCACCAGUUUGCUACCCAGGAUCAACUGAUCCAAGAUGUCCAAAACCAUCACCUCCUCCAACUUACUACCCUUCACCUUCAACACCAGCGCCGCCAGUAUGCUAUCCGGGUUCCAACGACUCUAGAUGUCCAAAACCAACUUUGCCACCAACCACUCCAGCACCAGUUUGCUACCCAGGAUCAACUGAUCCAAGAUGUCCAAAACCAUCACCUCCUCCAACUUACUACCCUUCACCUUCAACACCAGCGCCGCCAGUAUGCUAUCCGGGUUCCAACGACUCUAGAUGUCCAAAACCAACUUUGCCACCAACCACUCCAGCACCAGUUUGCUACCCAGGAUCAACUGAUCCAAGAUGUCCAAAACCAUCACCUCCUCCAACUUACUACCCUUCACCUUCAACACCAGCGCCGCCAGUAUGCUAUCCGGGUUCCAACGACUCAAGAUGUCCAAAACCAACAUUGCCACCAACCACUCCAGCACCAGUAUGCUACCCAGGGUCAACUGAUCCAAGAUGUCCAAAACCAUCACCUCCUCCAACUGACUACCCUUCACCAUCUACACCAGCACCACCAGUUUGCUAUCCAGGUUCGAACGACUCAAGAUGUCCAAAACCAACAUUGCCACCAACUUACUACCCCUCACCAUCUACACCAGCGCCACCAGUAUGUUAUCCAGGAUCAACUGAUCCAAGAUGUCCACAAAUUACACUUGUUCAAACACCUUUUGUUUGUGUGUGUAAUAAUUCAACCCCUAAACCUAUCCCACCACCUAUAUGUUAUCCCGGUUCCACUGAUCCUCGCUGUCCACAAUUUCCUUCUUCAACUCAAUAUCCACCUACGUACUUACCCCCUUUAGAAACAUUGAAUGAACAAGGAAAUAAUAAAUUCAUACAGGAAUUUACUACACAGUAUCCAUCAUACAUAUCUACAGACGAUAGUUUUGGUGGUCAGCAGCAAUUGGAGCUGUUUAAUAAAGCUUUAAAUGGUUUUAAUAUACAGAGGAGAGAUGUAGAGUCUGGUAUUCGACAUUUAAAAUCAGAGUUGAAAAAUGAAAUUGGUAACGAAAAUUUGGAUGCAUUAGACAGCAUAGGAGACGAUGUGUUACGUGAACUACAAAAUGAACAGGAAUCUCAAAAGAAACGUUAAUUUUAUUGUUAAUUUAAAAUAAUUGCUUUGUAAUGACAUUUUGAUUUUUAAAUUAGCCUAUUCAAAUGUAUGCCCUAUUUAAAUUGCUCAAGUGUUUUUGUAUUAAAUAUUGUUACCGAUCAUCGUUACCACUAUAUAAUAAUGUUCAAUGUGUUAACUUCAUAUACUUUGUAUACAUGUUUUUUAUGUUUUUUUAUUAAAUGUUUUUUGAUAUUUA